AUGUCCCUGGUCCCUGUCAAGCCUUGGUCUUCCCUACAGUCUACGUGCGGACUAGUGCUGUUGCCAAUGACAAUGGGAUUGACAACGUUAUACACAGAAUCCUCCAAAUUAUUACAGUUCCAAGUACAAGAUGCGUGGUUCGAAGUACCUGGAGUUCAGCUGGUUACAUUCAGUGUUCCGGGCGCUUAUCCCUCACGGGGUAACCGAGGAAAUUCGAAAUACAAACAAGCAAGACCUGCACACACAAUGGGGAUCUUUGUGACGGCGAUGCUCGGAAAAGGUCGCAGUCAGAAUAUUUGCUGUGUUUUCUUCAUUCAUAGUGUGAAGUAAGCCGGUUUUCGUGCCAGGUGGAUAUACGAGGGGAGCCUUUACAACGGUGCUUCGGUCGAGCUGGCAAAUACCGCUUUUACGUAAGUG
This is a messenger RNA of Cantharellus anzutake, 417 nucleotides long. RefSeq lists its product as uncharacterized. The record is from RefSeq and is a predicted model, not a curated record. NCBI's taxonomy places the organism in Eukaryota, Fungi, Basidiomycota, Agaricomycetes, Cantharellales, Hydnaceae. The transcript is spliced from 4 exons. Bases 1 to 330 code for a protein of 109 amino acids.